AUCCGAUUGUGUCAUUAUCCGUCCGCCUCGUCGUAAUCGUAAAAGUUGGAGGAAAGUUAUUCGAUCCUCCCUUUCGCGUUCGGUUGUUUUCUGGUGAUUUUCGCUGCAACAAUGGAUUAGUUUUGUGCAAAAAGUGCUGCAAACAGUUCUGCGAACAUUGCUGACACCGAGAACGUAAACUCACUCGGAACAACGAUAGCAAUUUAUUAUCCGAGAGGCAUAGCACAACGUAUAAGCAGCCAAAAUGAUUGGCGGACUGUUCGUUUACAACCAUAAGGGCGAGGUGUUGAUCUCCCGCGUUUAUCGGGAUGACAUUGGGCGGAAUGCCGUUGAUGCCUUCCGGGUGAAUGUGAUCCAUGCGCGGCAGCAGGUUCGCUCGCCGGUGACCAACAUCGCUAGGACCAGUUUCUUCCACAUUAAGCGUGCGAAUAUUUGGCUGGCUGCAGUUACAAAACAAAACGUGAACGCUGCCAUGGUAUUUGAGUUUCUGCUGAAAAUCAUAGAUGUGAUGCAGUCGUACUUUGGAAAGAUAUCUGAGGAGAACAUCAAGAAUAAUUUCGUACUGAUUUACGAGUUACUAGAUGAAAUCCUGGACUUUGGUUAUCCACAAAACUCGGAUACCGGUGUGCUCAAGACGUUCAUCACACAGCAAGGUAUCAAGACGGCCACCAAAGAGGAACAGGCCCAGAUCACAUCACAGGUAACGGGCCAAAUCGGCUGGCGUCGCGAGGGCAUCAAGUAUCGUCGAAACGAACUGUUCCUCGAUGUGCUUGAGUACGUCAAUCUGCUAAUGAGUCCCCAGGGUCAGGUUCUAUCGGCUCACGUUGCCGGCAAGGUUGUUAUGAAGUCAUACCUCUCCGGCAUGCCUGAAUGUAAAUUCGGCAUUAAUGACAAGAUCGUAAUGGAAGCGAAGGGUCGCAGCGGCAUCUCCGGAAAUGCGGACAACGAAGCAUCUCGUUCGGGCAAGCCCGUUGUUGUGAUCGACGACUGUCAGUUCCACCAGUGCGUCAAGUUGAGUAAGUUCGAGACGGAACAUUCGAUCAGCUUCAUUCCACCGGAUGGUGAAUUUGAGCUGAUGCGCUACCGCACGACCAAGGACAUUUCGUUGCCAUUCCGAGUGAUUCCGCUGGUGCGAGAAGUGGGCCGCACGAAAAUGGAAGUCAAGGUGGUGCUCAAGUCUAACUUCAAACCAUCGCUGCUCGGGCAGAAGAUCGAGGUGAAAAUUCCCACACCGCUCAACACGUCCGGCGUUCAGCUAAUCUGUCUGAAGGGCAAGGCCAAGUACAAGGCGUCCGAGAAUGCCAUUGUGUGGAAGAUCAAACGCAUGGCUGGAAUGAAGGAAACACAGCUUUCGGCUGAAAUUGAACUGCUGGAAACCGACACGAAGAAGAAGUGGACCCGACCUCCGAUCUCAAUGAACUUUGAGGUUCCGUUUGCACCAUCAGGGUUUAAGGUUCGCUAUCUGAAAGUAUUCGAGUCCAAACUGAACUACUCGGACCAUGAUGUGAUCAAAUGGGUGCGCUACAUCGGCCGCAGCGGGCUCUACGAAACGCGGUGUUAAUGCUCCACACUGUUUGCACUAGUAGCUCUUUUUACUCUCGAUAAUCGUGGACGAUGGCACACUACAAGCAUAAUUAUUGUGUUGAAUGCACGCGCAGGACAAAAGUGUGUGGGUGUUGAGCUCGUGCGUGGCGGCAAUCGAAAUAUCGCUCGGUCUUGUUAAUAUUGUGAAAUUGAUUUCGGUUCAACGACACGAAAUAGUGUUUGCUGCGAAGGUCGCACUGCUCACCCCACAUGCGUAAAUUAUACAAAGAAUUUUUCAAUGAACGUGGAGAAAAUAACCGUGGAACUACUAUUACUGAAGCACUACUAUUGGACAUAAUUAAGAGUUAUCAAAGUAUGCUUAGACUAGCAAUCAGCAAAAAACUCCUUAUUCUCGUUAUUAUAAUUAAACAAACACUAUAUUAUAUGAACAAGUAUAAAAAUGGUAACAAUAAUAUUAUAGGAAUAGAUCGCCCUAAGACCAAUUUGAUUUAUUUAGAGGAUUAGUCCACUGAUCAGCAGGUUGACGGUAGUUUAUUGUAGAAGAAAUUGCAGUAAUAUUGAAUGAAAAUUCGAUACAAUUUUCACCCUACUAAGAGAUGUUAUGCUUUGUUAUUCUGAAUGUAGCUAUCGUGAUGUGCUCCCAUUCAUGUAAGCAAGAAACAGUGUCUAACUUCCAACUAGCUAGGCGCUGUGACAUGUUGAUUGGAAUUAGAGCACAUCCCGGUACAAUUAUCAAGAAUCUCAGACUUAGUUUCUGCGCUUCUUUCAUUUCGUCCUUGAUGUAAAUACUUGUUUUGCUCGUUUCGAAGCUUCCCAUAUGAUUUGCUCCUUCAAGAUAAAUCCAUUCCAUUAGUUUGAUUAUAACUUAAACCUUUCAUGGAGAAUUGUCUUCUCUCGUUACCGAAAGUCGAAACCAGUAGAAGAAACUAGUUAUAUGAUAAGAUUCGAAUCGAACAUAAGGUGUAUGUGUACAAAAGUGCAAAAAUCACAGAUCCCAUACAUAGUACAUGUUCAAAACGGAAGAAUACGCAGAAGAAGAAGCAUCAUAAUCAUAAUCACGAAUAAACUAAAACAUAAAAUAAAAUAUUACAAAAAAAAACUUUGCUGUAGUCACUGGCCAUAAAUAAAAACCAUCAAUACGUUUUAACGAAAUGUUCAAUUCUGUCUUAGAGUUUACAAAUGUAACAUUCUUUUGUUGCAGGUGAAAUUAUUGAUUUACCAACAAGUGGAGUUAUUAGAAAUUAGCAUUAAUGAUAAUUAUGUUGAUUUUCUAGCUACUACAAUCUUUACAGAACAAUGAACAACAAUUGACGCAAUCAUCUGAAACAGUUUAGUUUUUCAAACGAAAAGAGUGGGUUCAUGAUAUUAUUGUUUCUUAGUACGAUCCAAUCUGUGUAUUUAAAUAACUAUCAUCAUCAUCCGUACGCUUUUAUUCGUAACUCACGAUAGCCUGAAUUUGUGUCGCUAUUUUUGUGUUUCAGCGGCCAUUUCUUCGGAUUUACUGGCAAGAGUGGAGAACCUUAACUCGGAACCAAACGAUUAUAUUAGUAAUUAGCCAAACGGAAAUUCUCGCUAUUGCAAAAAAAACUAGAAUGAGAUAACAUAAUGCUUAGAUCGGUUACAAUGCGAUGAGAAGAAUUACUGCAGAGGAAACAAAAUUCGAAGCAUGGUUCUCCCACAGAAAAUACAACACAGCUAUUCACACGAUAUGCAAAAUACCAAGAUCGUAAAAAAAACUACUGAAUGCUAUUCCCUUAUAUAAAGAGACAUGAGAAACUGACAUAUUAAUAUAAAAUGGAAUAAACUCAUGAACAUAGUUGUUGAAAAUAGGAA
Messenger RNA from Armigeres subalbatus, 3378 nucleotides. RefSeq names its product AP-2 complex subunit mu (gene AP-2mu). Gene Ontology annotation, molecular function: clathrin-cargo adaptor activity. Gene Ontology annotation, cellular component: cytoplasmic vesicle; AP-2 adaptor complex. Gene Ontology annotation, biological process: intracellular protein transport; clathrin-dependent endocytosis. The transcript is spliced from 7 exons. The coding region runs from base 245 to 1561 and encodes 438 amino acids. The record is from RefSeq and is a predicted model, not a curated record. NCBI's taxonomy places the organism in Eukaryota, Metazoa, Arthropoda, Insecta, Diptera, Culicidae.